Symbiodinium sp. CCMP2592 is the source of this 6225-nucleotide messenger RNA. The record is from the annotation of a GenBank genome assembly. Lineage: Eukaryota; Dinophyceae; Suessiales; Symbiodiniaceae.
AUGCAGCGACAUUUGAAGCUCCUCCAGAAGCACGGGGAAGACGUGCAUAUCGUCGACGAGGCCAGGCCUUUCCGAUUCGGGGGAGGACCCAGGAUUAUGCCAUCAUAUGCGGUGAUUAUGCCGUUACACCUGGCGGGAGCUUCUAAGACAGCACGGGUGAGAGUGAGUGUCGUCGACCAGGAAGUCCCAUUGUUGCUCAGCAAGUCGACUCUGAAGGGCUUAGGGAUGGUCAUGGACUUGGAAAAGGGUAAGAUCCUGUUUCGAGAGAUGAAAGCGGAAGUUCCACUCAGGGAGACGAAAGCUGGGCUCUGCGGCUUCCAGAUCAACACAAGGCCUUCCAGAACCAGGUGGGAAGUCCCUCCACGACAACUGGUAGAGGAUGACCACGAGAUCGUCAUAGGUGAAGCGGGCAGUGAUCAGGUAUGCAUGGCGGACAAUCCGGUGCAGAACGACGGGCUUCACGACAAGGUUCGAGCCACAUAUCAGAAUGUUCAACGGUGUGAAGAUGAAGCCCGCAAACUUUAUCAUGCCCAAGACUAUUCCUUUGAAGCCAUAACACGAUUGGUCAGGAUGCUCCCUUUCCACACCUCGAAGCGGCAUCGCGCCAUCAACGGCGGCAAAGGCAAGGGAUAUGAAGCUUGGGUUGCCGGGAUCUACAGUCACGGUGCAUGGACCGGGGUGACUAAGAGAACAUUGCGGUAUCCGAAUGUUGUUCGCUAUGUGAACAUGUUCAUGAGAUCGCAUACAGAUGGAGAGUGGUCAUCUUUCACCUUGAUGAAGAAUGUUUCGACUGAAGUUCAUGUGGAUCGUCACAAUGAUAAGCAGGCCCUCGCCACGACGGUCACCUUCGGUGAUUUUGAAGGAGGCCAGCUGUGGGUUGCAGAUGAAGAGGUUAGCGACUCCGAGUGCACGUGGAAGCAGGGGAAUCAGGGUGAAUGGAUACGUGGCCGGCUUUGUGACACUUAUCGUCGACCACUUCAGUUUGAUCCUCAUGUUCCGCAUGCAACCCACGAUUGGAAGGGCGAGAGGUGGUGUUUGUCGUGUUACUCAGUGCGAACGGCGGCCCAGGUCGAUGACCAGAUGAGAAAAGCAAUGAAGAAGAUGAAGUUUCCUCUUGCGAGGAAAGAAGUGACCAGGACCUUUGGGAAGCAGCAGGGUCACACAUACAUGUCAUCAAAUCACCCAGAGCCGCUUAAAGAUGCUGAUGAUGUGGAUGUGUGUGAUGAGCUCAAUGCAACUCCGCAGCUGAAGCUUUCAAGAUCGACAAGUCCGGGGAUUGAGUACUCUGUGAGGGCCGAGUGCGGGAAGGAGGACUAUGUCAUCGCAGUGUCCGGCCGGUGCAAGGUGAAGCCGGAAGAACUGAGGGCUCACACCCUCGAUCGGCUGAAGGAAUUGUGGGCGGUGGUCAAGCCGCCCCGGAAGGGAUCAUGCCUCCCAGCAGGGUGGCGCAAGAUGGACCUCGAAACUCUCAAGGAGGUCUACGCGAGCCAUGUCGUGGAAGACGUGGGUCGAGACCACGACAAUCACUGGGGCCGCUGGUCCCGGAGCCAGCUCAUCAUGGAGCUCGAAAUGUGGGCGGUGGAGGCCAAUGCUGCUUUGAAUCUCGAUCGGGACCUCGAGAUGGCAGAUCCGGGUCCCCUCUGCACCGUGUGCGGGAUACCGAUGGUGCAACGCAACAAUCGUCUGACUCACGAGCCCUUUUGGGGAUGCAGGCGAUUCCCAGCAUGUCGCACCACGUUGCCGUACACCUACGACAAUCGCCCGACCAAGGAGGUGCAGAAGGAGUUGAGGGCGGCUGCGAUGGUCAAGAUCAAGGAGGAGAAGAACUUCCUGCCGAAGGAGAGGCCCAAGAAUCGCCGGAGCCCACCACAGGGGGGCGCGACGGCUUCGUCCGAUCACUCUUGGCACAAAACGGGCCCAGUGGACAUCGAGUCUUCCGACAACGACGAGCCCAACCAGUUGGUGAACACGAAUCUCACGGAGGAGGAAGUGGAGCUCGUGAUGGAGAUGCGGAAGAAGAAGGCCGGCAAUGUGAAGGGCAAGGGACAUGGAAACAGUUCCGACGAGAAGUGCGUUGAGCGGAGGCGUCGGUUGAAGAAAGGCGUGGCUAAGAGGCUCCUUGGAAACGCUCGGGCCAUAGUGGCUGGGGUAUUCAUCGCAACCGCUGCCCUGGCCGGUGCAGCGGCGGAGGCGGUACCAUAUGCUUCCCGGAUUCGGCCCGAUGUGGUUGAGGUCGGUACGACCGAGACUCAUUUCCAGCAAUCUUUCUCUCGUUGGGGUUGGCGGUCACAACGGUGUGAGCACUUAGCGGGUGACCUGGCCCAAGCGGACAACCGGGAAGCUGUGAUGAACUGGGUUGACCAGGUCUGUCCUCGGAUCCGUAGAAAGGUUCAUCAUGACGAGGAGGGCGUAUCUGAGCUCAGAUGGAAUGAGAAAAAUAUUCUGCGUGCUCUCAAGCAGUGGAAUGUCGUCUAUGCGCAAGGGGAUGAGAUGAGUGAUGAUGACGGUGAUGAAGAGAUGAUCCCCGAUCCGCAGGAGCCUAGAAGUGAACAGACGGAAGCGGCUGGGGAAGAACAGGCACGCGGAUCUCAGGAGCCUAAUCAGAGAGUGCGUCCGAAGCUUGCUUCGGGUGGGAUCACGUUUGAGGUUCCAGCUGGAAGGCGCCUCAGUGAGGCGAUACGCCACGGGCUGAUCAAAGCUCAUUGUAACUUGGGACACCCUAGCAAAGAAGACCUCGCGAGAUUCCUGAAGUUAGGUGGCGCACGUAAAGAGGUUGUCGAAGCUGUCAAUUGGAUGAAGUGUGUUACAUGUGCUCAUGCUAGGCGUCCCAGUACACACCGCACCACGAAUAUGCCCCCAUGCCAGCUGGAGUUUGGAGACGAGGUCCAGUUGGAUUGUUUGUGCAUCAGGGAUGCGAACAAGGAGAAUUUCUGGUUUCUGUCCAUUCUUGAUCGAGCCACGUCAUACCACGUUUUGGAAAUGUUGCGGGAUCAUUCUCCUUUAGAACUUCAUCGAGCUUUCGAUAGAGGCUGGAGUAAAUGGGCAGGUGUUCCUUCGCGUGUGACUACCGAUCUUGAAGGAGGCUUUAUCGGACCUGAUUUCUGGACGAAAGUCUCACAGUCCGGCAGCAGUCUCGUUUCGAUAGCUGGCACCGCGCAUUUCCAAGCCGGCAAGAUAGAACGGCACAAUUCCACCAUAAAGGACAUGCUGUUUGCCACUAUCAGGCAGACGGCUACUGUUGGUCGAGAAGACAUGCGGAAGCUUGCCAGGGAAGUUGCGUGUGCCAAGAAUUCUCUUGUGAGAGAGCAUGGCUGGGCGCCAGUCGCUUUGGUGUUCGGAAGGGAACCUCGAGUCUUCGGUGAGAUGUAUCAUCAGGGGAAUCCUACGGCAUAUCAUCCUUCGGUAGGAGAGGCCGGCAGUGAUGUUGCCAGCCGAAUGAGGUUUCGGUACCAUGCCAAGAUGGAGUUUGUUCGAAGCCAGGCGAGACAGAUGCUUCUCCGAACUGCCCACAAUAGGACUCGGAGGUUGCCAAUCCCGAAAAUAGGACAGAUGGUGUUCUUCUGGCGAGCUGAGAAGAGUAAGAAAGGUGACAGUCAGAGUAAGUGGGUUGGUCCGGGUUAUGUGGUUGGGCUUCAGGAUGGGAAUGCUUGGGUCGCGGUAGGCGGAAGGUGUUUUCUGGUGGCGGGAGAACAUCUUCGGGAAGCCGUUGGCGACGAAAAGCACUACGGGAAUCCUGAGGUUCAGAAGGAGGUUGCAGACGAACUCAUGACAGAUGAGAGAAGCCUGGACACCGAUGGUUUGAGUGACGAACAUGCCCAGAUGUCAGGACAGGUUGGAUGGCACGUUGAUAGCAGCGGUAGUCCGGUGUUGGUUUCAUACAAGGCUUGGGCGUUCAGGACUCCCGAGCCAAGGUAUCCAGGUGAGCGUUUUCCAUUUCGCACGUCAUGGGUUCAUGUGAAUGGCCAUUGGGAGUGUGUGGAGAAUGAAGUGAAAUGGAUGGAGCUCGAGGAUCAACAUCAGUUCAUUCCUCAGGCUCCUGUAGCUGGCCUGAUCACGAUCUUCCGAAACCGCACUCGAAAGGAUGUGGUUCUUGAUGACGUGCCACUGAGCGUCAAGCGAAGGAAACAGCAAUCCCCUCCUCAACAAGUGCAUGUCGCGAAUGCGGGUAGCCAGAGUAAGACGAAACUUAAGCGCAUGCUUGAGAAGGAGAUUCCGUAUGCCAACAUUCCUGAAAAAGAUCGAGAGCUGUACAGACAAGCAGAGGAGAAGGAAUGGAAAUCUUGGCAGGACUACGAGAGUUGCGAAAUAUUGAGUCUUGAAGAGAGUCAGCGCAUGGAGAAUGAGAGACCGGAUAGGAUCCUACCCAGCCGUUAUGUGUUUCGCAACAAGAAUGCCGGGUUGCUUGACGCUAACGGGAAAGAGUUACCUGUCAAAGCAAAGGCUCGGCUGUGCUUGCAAGGACAUUUGUGUCCAGACAGCCGGACAGGACAAGUCCAGGUUGACAGCCCCACCAUUGAGCGAGUAUCUACCAUGGUGUUCCUUCACAUGGUUACGAGCCUAGGCUGGACAGGUGAGUGGUUCAUCGGUGACAUCUCGAAUGCUUUUCUUCAGGGUCAAAUUCUUAAACUACUCAAACCCGUCUACGGCAGACCGGACGCUCCACGAGCCUGGUACAACGAGCUCGCCAGGAUCCUUGAAGAAGAGAUGGGGUUCAGUAAGUGCAAGACUGAUCCCGCGAUGUUUGCUCUGCGAGACCAGCAAGGAAAUCUUCAAGGAUUGAUGGUGGUGCACGUUGACGAUGUGAUGUUUUGCCAUAAUGGAAGCGAGGCUGGGAGGCAGGUUGAAAAGAAGUUGACGGAUCGUUUUCCUUUCGGGACCUGGAUGAAGGUGAGUGAACAGAAGAGUGGAGUGACGUACUGUGGUAAAGAGAUCAACGUCAUCGAGAAGGAUGGUGAAACGUGUGUCACAUUGGCUCAGAAUGCUUUCAUUGAUGGUCGCCUUCAGACAACGAAGAUUGAUCCGUCGCGACUUCGUGAGCCAGAUGCCCGGGCCAAUUCGACUGAGGUGACUGAUUACAGGUCAAUCACGGGAAGUCUGCAGUGGCUAGCAGUUCAGUCGAGGCCGGACAUUGCUUUCGAAUGCAACCAGCUCCAGAAGAGGAUAGCGGAUCUUCGAGUCUCCGAUCUGAUCAGAGCCAACAAGGCCGUUCGGGAAGUAUCACGACAUAGGACUGAAAUCCUCUUCAGGCCAUUGGGACAUGAUGCUGAACUUGUGACUUAUCAUGACGCGGGUCUCUACAGUAGCGUGGGCGUUGAGAUUGACGAGAAACAGAGUGAAGAUAUACUCCAGAGUCAUAUUGAGAAACGAUUGAUCUAUUCUCAAAAGGGUGCCUGUAUUGGUUUCGUGAAGAAAGGAGCCAUUGAGCAAGAGGGUAGAGUUCAUCUGAAUCUCAUCGACUGGAAGAGCGCUACCAAUCGUCGCGUCAUUGAGUCUUCGUUCGCUGCCGAGACCCAUGCUGCUAUCAUGGGACACAACAUGUCGCGAUUUGCCCAAGUCUUGUUGUGUGAAUUGAAGUAUGGGUCAAGGGUGAUGUCCGCUGUCGAAGAUGAUGGAUGGCAGCAACUGGUUCCGCUUACCAUGGUUACCGACUGUAAGAGUAUCUACGAUACUAUUCAUAAAGAUGGCCAACACGUCGGGGAGAAAGGAAAUAUAGUGCACGCCGUGCUGCUUCGCCAGCAGCAGUUUGAAGCGGUGCAUUCGCACAAGGGUCAUGACACGGAGACGGUUGGCGACGACGAACCCAGGGCAGAGACACCGGACUCCAACACACACCCGGACCGAGAGCUACCAGGGACCAACGAGACCUACCACAAGCCCAACGAGAUCCACCACAACAAGCCCAACGAGAUCCACCACAACAAGCCCGACGAGAUCCACCACAACAAGCCCGACGAGAUCCACCACAACAAGCCCGACGAGAUGUACCACAACAAGCCCGACGAGAUCUACCCGACGAGACCUACUGCAACAAGCCCGAUGAGAUCUACCUGCAAGGUCCCCGUGAAGACGCUGAGCCGUGGCAAGUUGCGCAGCCUCAUCCUGUCAGCAACCGAGGCAGGCAAGCGUCAAAAGCGGAUGUUGCAGCAGGCUGGUCGGGUCGGUGGCCACAAGAAGCUCAUCUGGGAGGUCUUUGCAGGGAAGCGCCUCACCGCGAAAGAGCAGUGA